Guillardia theta CCMP2712 is the source of this 1460-nucleotide messenger RNA. RefSeq lists its product as hypothetical. Gene Ontology annotation, molecular function: RNA binding. The transcript has 7 exons. The coding region runs from base 252 to 1244 and encodes 330 amino acids. The record is from RefSeq and is a predicted model, not a curated record. Lineage: Eukaryota; Cryptophyceae; Pyrenomonadales; Geminigeraceae.
AGGCCAGCGGAGAAUUCUUCCUGGAACUCCAUGCAGCCGUAAUUAUCUGCUCGUGAACCCUCUUUUCACAUCCUGGUAGUUGAACUCAGUGCUGUCCGAUUGUUGCACGUUGCAUCAGGCAUCCAUUGGUAUUGCAUAGUUUAUUGCUGGAAGACUGUAAGACGCAGCACAUUCUCUGCACAUUCUCUGAAGGCGCCAAGACGGGCAUACCUUGAGUUUGAGUAUCUUUCUUUCAAAGUACAGCGGGAACCAUGGCAGCUCCAGCACCGAAUGUGUGGGCUGCGAAGGCAGCUGAGCGUGAGCGCGAGAAGCAAGAAGCUCGGAAUUCUGAGCCGAAGGGAAUGCAACGGCAUGAAAAUCAAGCGAAGGCACGCCAUGACGGAGUCGAUAGGAGCGACAAAAAGAAUGCUGGGAGUGCGGGAGGAAACGAGGCUAUAACCACAAUCAAGCUGAAAGUACGGCAAGACUGUGCUGGGUUCGUGGUGGGUCCGAAGGGGCGCGUGAUAAACGAGAUCGCGCAGCAGACGGAGACUACGAUCUUCUCUCCGCGCAAAGGGGAAGAGCCCAUCUUCGUCAUCUCGGGAGCCAAGGUUCUUGUCAAUGCUGCAUCGGCUCUGAUCAGGGCGAAGGAGCAUGAGGCGUUAGAAAGGGAAGCAAAGGAUCACAAGGAUGCCACUCGCACGUCAGUGGUGGUGGUCCCGGAGUCUUUGGUAGGAUUCGUAAUGGGCUCACAACACGUGGUCAUCGAUACCAUCGCGUACCAGAGCAGAACGCAGAUAAAAUGUCCAAUCAAGGGUGGGAAACCUGAGUUUGAGGUCACUGGGACGCCAAUCUGCAUAGAAGCGGCGAAAGCUUGUAUCGAAGCCAAAGUCUAUCAGGCUAGCAUUGUUCCAUGGCAAGAGUCAGUAGAAAACGUAACGAUCAACUUAUCGGUACCUGCGGAUAGAGUCGGAUUGGUUGUUGGGCCAUCGGGUAGCGUCAUUCAGGGCAUCGCACUGCAAACGUGCACAACCAUUGUAAGCCCGAAGCGCGGUCAAGAUCCUGUCUUUGUCAUCACUGGGCCUCAGCACUGUGUCUUCCUUGCUCAGACUGCCAUCGAGCAGAUUGUGCAGGCGACUGGCAAGCACGGACACAAAGACAAAGCAGGGUUUCGCAAGAUCAAGCGAGGAAACUCCAAGUAUCCUGCAGUGGAUGCUGUCAAUCGCCCCAUCAUCGUGGACGGCUGCAGGAGAGGAGCUCCUUGAAGGAGUUCGCCUGCUCACCAGGAUGAAAUGAACGUGAAGUGUCGAUGAUGGCGCGAACGGAUAUGACAGUGAUGAGCAGCCAAGAGCCAACGAGCUGCGAAGCUGCCUUCACCUCGUGACCCUAUGAUGCAGUUUGAUUGGUGUUGCUGUCAGUGAGGAUAUGGCGCUGCUGCCCGAGAAGGCUCAUUAAACGACCAUCCGAUGUUGGAUGCUAUC